This is a messenger RNA of Ruditapes philippinarum (Manila clam), 3065 nucleotides long. RefSeq names its product low-density lipoprotein receptor-related protein 2-like. NCBI's taxonomy places the organism in Eukaryota, Metazoa, Mollusca, Bivalvia, Venerida, Veneridae. The transcript has 8 exons. Gene Ontology annotation, molecular function: protein binding. The coding region runs from base 1974 to 3065 and encodes 363 amino acids. The record is from RefSeq and is a predicted model, not a curated record. Gene Ontology annotation, cellular component: plasma membrane.
AGAGAGAGAGAGAGAGAGAGAGAGAGAGAGAGACAGAGAUAGAGACAGAGGGUGUGGGUGUUUUUUCAAUAGCUAGAGCGUAGAUAUUUGGCAUGAAAUAUCUUCUAUUGGAUGUCUACCAAGUUUAUUCAAAGAAAAGCCCAAAGUUAAGCAUUGACUCUGCCCAAGGAGUGGUUUAUUUAUUUUCGUUAUGCAAUAAUAUCCCUUUAAUAAGGUUAAAUAAAGUUUUGCAUUUAUAACAAGAACAUAAAUUAGAUUUUUCAAUUAUUAUUUUUUAUGGUUAAUGUAGAUAUGAAGAAAACAUUGAUGUUAUGAAAAGUAAAAUUGUAAAUCUUCCUAAACCCAAUCAUAUUUUCAAUUAAAUGCAGUAUAUAUAGCAAGAGUUGACUAAUAGGUGAAAGGGUAGUAGACGUCCGGUUAGCUCAAUAGGUAGAGCGUUUGACUGUGAAUCGAGCGACCCUGGUUCGAUUCCCGGACGGCGAGGACACUUGCGUUGUGAUUGAUCAUGAAAUCCCUUUAACGGCCAUUCGCACUGUACCUCUAAUAUGGUAUGUAUAGAAGUUUCAGUUUCUUUAGAAACUGAAGGCAACUUGUACUGGUAAACUGGUUGACAGCCUGCUCAGGAACGAUGCGGUGAUUGAACCGUGCUUUUGUGAAUUCAAUGUGGCUUGCUGCUGUGAUCAGGAGUCUCAAGCUACCAACACUCACACACACGCACACGCACACGCACCAACACACACACACACACACACACACACACACACACACACACACACACACACACACACACACAUAGAUGAUGUGACACACUGGAUAGUUUAUAUGAUGGUUGUAGUUGUGAAUACUAAAAGGUGCAAUUAUUCGUUAUAAUUACUGUAAAUGCAAUAUAAACUGUCGUGCCGUAUGUUAAGACCCUGUUACACAAUAUUGUUAUGGUUUUAUAUCAUAGCUCUGAUGCUCUUGGAACUCUACAUUUUUUUUUUCAAAUUAAGCCGUCAUGUUUUAAUAUUUAUCAAUAUUGUAGUUCCAAAAAGCAUUAUUUGUAAUUAGACAUUUAUUUUUAAUAAAGUCUGAGUCAUUUUUUCAAUAAAAAUGAAUGCAUAUAUUUUAAUAAUGACAUAUAAUGUGUACAAAUAUUUGAAAUACAUAUUUUACAUAUUCUUCGACUUUUGAAAAUUGGUCGAUGAUUUCUAGGUAAAGUUCGAAUAUGGAUCACCUUGGGUAAAACACUUGUCCACACAGCCUUAAUAUUGGAAAACCUUGUUUACACUCUAGGGGCUUCUGUUCCAGAUAAAAUAUCCUUGAAAUUUGUCAGAAUGGUUGUUAUGAUGAUUUUAAGCCAGGUCAAGUUUGAAUACGGGUCACUUGUGUUCAGAAACUAGGUCACACAGCCUUUAUAUAGGAAACCCUUGUUUACACCUUAGAGGCUACUUUUGUAAUCCAAAUUACCUGACAAUUAGUCAAAAAGGUUGUUUUGGUGAUUAAUAGGUCAGGAUUAAAUAUGGGUUAUGUGUGGUCAAAAACAAGGUCACACAGCCCAAAUAAUACGAGACUGAACUUUCAAAAUCAGCUGAGCGAUAUAAAUGUCAUCAUGACCCUCUUGUUUAAAUUAGUUUGAUAUUUGUCUGUCAAAACUAUUAAUAAUACUUUUAAAUGUAACUCCUUGAAGAUACUGUUUUCUUUUCCAUUUCUAUUCGAUUAAUCGUCAUUUAAAGAUAAUAUUAAUCAGCUUUAACGAAAUGCUAAUGUUAAAGGAAAUUGAAUGCACGUGUCAAUAAAAAUUAAAUAUGUGUGUAACAUCAAUUUUUAAACUACACAGUACAAGUAUUGCAUUGAUGUUAUAUAAUAACUAUGUCAAGUCAAACAGCAACAACAUUUCUGUUUAUUUUUCAUAUUAUUAUUCAAAUGGUAUGCAUAAAUUUGUUUAAACGAUUUAAAUUUUCAUUUUAACGUCAGUUGAAGGUAACCUCUCUAUGACUGAAAAAAAGGUACCCGAGAAAAAGUGCGUCGUUGGUUCUUCAAUACCGAAAAUGAAUUGGUGUGAUAGGACAUUUGACUGCUUAGACUUGACGGAUGAAUUGUCAUGUCAGAACAAAAUUAAAGAUCACAACCUCACGAUUAUUGGCAAACCAAUGGAGCAAUCAUAUUUACCUAAACGACUUAUUCGCGAGGCAUAUUUCACCUGUGAACAUAGCAAAGAGUGGAUAUCUACCUUAGCUAAAUGUGAUAACGUCAUAGAUUGUCUCGAUGCUUCAGAUGAAGUCAAUUGUUCUCACUAUAAAAUUGGAUGUGAUGACAACGAAUUCUCUUGUGAUGGUGGACAUUGUAUUAAAUUAAGUCACGUGUGCGAUUUUAUAUCUGACUGUGCGGACGGUACAGAUGAAAUAUGUGAAUACCAAAAGUGUGAUAAAAAUGAAUUUCCUUGUGAUAGUAAACAGUGCAUUCCAUCAGAAAAACACUGUAAUGCUAUACCUGACUGUUUGGAUAAUAGCGAUGAAAAUAACUGCGAGUCCUGCAGAAAUUCAUUUCUUUGUUCUGGUGAUUACAAAUGCAUUCCUCUUCGUCUGAUAUGUGAUCGAUACCCUGACUGUACGGACAGCAGUGAUGAAUUAAAUUGCUAUCUGACAAUUCCAACAUCUGCUGAUUUUAGCGAUGAAUAUCUUUCUCUGACACAUUGGAAAGUUUGGGGUAUCAGUUUUGACUUUAAACCAAUAGGAAAGGAAUCGCAAAGAAAAAUUAGUUCAUUUCAUUCUCCAUCUGAGAUGGAUGGCUUUCAGAAGAACGGUUAUUCAUGUUUUUUUCGGGAAAAAACGUAUUGUCAACUUAAAUAUCGUGAAGCAGCUGUUGUUGACAAUUUUAAUGAUAACUUUGCAUAUCCGUUUUGUAACUGCACAGAAGAAAAAUCCGGAUUUAUUGAGGGGACAAUAUGCGAUGGAACUGAAAUUGACUGGAACAUAAGCCCAUAUUUAGCACAAAACGUUGAUACCAAUACCAUUUACGACUUUAAACGGAAUUUGCAAUUGCGUCAUUUCAAGACAAGACCCUUAAUGAUGUCCACAAUCUGA